CGCGACGGCGCUCGAGAGCAGGAGGGGGAUUUCCAGCGCGAGCCCCCACUUCCCCUCAACGGCCGCUGUUUUGCUUUCGCUCUCCGCUGAGAAACAGAAAAGAGCCACGGACACACUUUUGUUUCGCACUUUGUGUGUAAGUCCGGGAGAGAAGUUAAGCCGUGUGACUCGGGCUGGUAUCGUCGGUGUGUCAGCGGGAGCCCGGAGCUACAGGCCGUCCUCAGCGAACAGGCCACAAUGCCAGUAGAGAGGAUGAGGAUGCGACCGUGGCUGGAGGAACAAAUAAACUCAUGUCAGAUACCCGGACUGAAAUGGGUUAAUAAGGAAAAGAGAAUCUUCCAGAUCCCGUGGAUGCAUGCUGCGCGCCAUGGCUGGGACCUAGAGAAAGAUGCACCGCUGUUCAUGAAAUGGGCCGUACACACUGGUAAAUUCCAGCCAGGCAUAGACCGUCCGGACCCAAAGACGUGGAAGGCUAAUUUCCGCUGUGCCAUGAACAGUCUGCCAGACAUCGAGGAAGUGAAGGAUAAAAGCAUCAAGAAGGGAACUAACGCCUUCAGAGUUUAUAAGAUGCUCUCCUCCACAGAGAGAAGUAUGAAGAAAGGAAAGAAGAAGUCCGACAAAGAGGGGAGGCCCAAGGAAAAUAAAGAGGUACCGUCUCCGUUUCCAGUAAGAACUCCUCUCCAAGCUCUUGCUGGACCUAUCGACUAUUCCAAACAGGAAGAGGUCAAGCACGAACCCAUAGAGUCAACGGUGAUGGACAGUGCCUCAGCCAUUCACAGCUCAGUUGAAGACCAUGUGAUCACGAGCGAGCAGCUGCCAUUCGUCUGUCAGACAAUUGAAGUAACCACUGAGAAUGAGGAGCAAACGGUUAGCUCCUCCCACUCGUACCCACUCCAAAUCUCCCCUGUUUCUUCAUGCUGCGGUAGUGACACAGACAGUGACACAGAAGAUACCAAAGAGGGUAUCAGUGCAGUCUGGAGGCGGGACUACAGCACAUCAGUCGUCAGAGUUCCCACUUGUUCUCUUCCCAGCAUGGCCACUUUUGUCAGCGCCAACAAGCCGAACUUCAGGGUCACCAGCAUGCGGGACCCAGACCCACUCAUCAGCUACCACACAGACGGCUGGACGUCGGCCUACAGUCAAAACUCUCUUGCGUCUCCGGGGACCAGCCACACCCAUGAGAUGCGCGCAAGUGUCAUAAUGAAAACCUCCGACGCUACCUCUUCCUGACCCCAGAAGGGGGGUAUCCUAGCUGUUGUCAGAGCAUAGGAAUGACAGAGAAUGUUGUUUUUCUUCAUCAGGGCCAUGUGGUGCCUCAAAGGCCAAAUUACCAAAUCUGUGAUUUUGAUUGUAGCUUCUGUGUGGGACAAUAGUUCCCUGAGUUUUCCUUUUGAUUGGAAAAAUUGCUGACUAGUUUUAAUGAUAUUCUCCGGGGCUUGACUUGCCCACUAAUUGGGGAACACUGAAGUCUUUUAAACUGUCUGCAUCUGUACGGCUGCGACAGUUUGGGUAGAUUUCAUUAAGUUCCCAUGUCUGCAAGGAUUUGUGAACAAACCAUGUCCAGGUUAAAUGUAUGAACACGUGGAAUGUACACGCCGGCAAUUGUGAAUCUAGAGUGUAUAUGUGGGAUGUGUGUUCACAUUUCUGGAUUAUAUUUAGUCUUGGUCAUCCAUGUGUCACAGGAAGGUCAUUUAUCUGGCUGCUUGUUGUCGACACUUUAGGACACCAUGGUUAGUGAAGAGUUGAUUUAGCACUUUUACAUAAUUUCUUAAGAUGGAUUUUAUGUGUAAAAUAUAUCUUUUGUAGAUGCAUAAUCUAGCUGUGACUAGAUUUUCAUAUUAAUGAACAGUUUUAUUUUUUUAAGCUGUUAAGAGCCUCCAGUCAAUCCAAACAUUCAGUUCCUAUGUCAAAUAGUCCCUAGUGGUUCAUUACAGGUGGAUGUUAUUUUAUUUAAAACUUAUUUUGAAUAUGAAACCUAAUCGUACCACAUUUAAUUUAAAAUUACUUGCCGGUUAAGUAUUACAACCCGUUACAAAACAAAAUGUUUUGAUGAAACUGUUUAGUUUCCCAGUCUCAAUGUCUAUGUGUGAACAAACGUCCUCUUUUAUGUCUUAAUUUUUUAUUGCACCAUAAAUGGGAAGAGGACCAUUUACUUACUAUUUCAAAAGAGUUGAACCUUGAGCAGGAAACACUGUCUAAAAUGAUUUACUGUGACACAUGGAUGGAACAAAGAUUACGUAAGCCUAGAAGCAAACUGUUGAUAACAGAGGAACCAAAAAACAAAUGUUAUGAGGAAGUUAAAGUCUCUGUCGGCAAACCAGCUCCACUAGCAGCAAGUCACAAGAAGACUCAGAGGCAUGUUGUUGACAAUCAUGACAAUCAUUGAUAUGCCCCGAAUUGCCCCAUGCAAGCAUGUGUGUGUGUGUGUGUGUGUGUGUGUGUGUGUGUGUGUGUGUGUGUGUGUGUGUGUGUGUGUGUGGGUGCGCCUGUGAACUUGUAAGUCUGGAAACCUCAGGUAAACGUGCCCGCCUACACGGAGAGAUGAACUGACAAGAUAAACGACAGACAUGCUGACAGACGGACUAACAAGACUGUGAAAAAUGGCUUUCUUCCGCUCUCUCCUGCCUCCUGGUGUUAAUAAUGUACAUAGCUCAUAUGUAUGUAUGCCUGCAAACUGCUUCUGCACCUUAUGGACAGCACUGGUGUGUGUGCGUGUGUGUGUGUGUGUGUUGGGGAGAUGGUAUUGAAGAUGUGUGGAUGGAUACAAAUGAUCUAUGCUUUAGUCUGCUAACAGCCUAAACCUCAGUCGAUUCUGAUGCUCAGUUGUCGCAGUGCAAGCAUCAUGUUAAGCACAAAUUUUCACAAUCUGUAAAUCUCAACACAAAGAAAGACAUUAUAUUGAAGUGUAUGCACAGAAUGAUAAACGUGAGCAUCAAAGGAAGAUCUUCUUUCCUUUGAUUGUCUCGCAUACCUGUAAAGAUGCAAGCUUGGUGUUCUCAGUAUUAUUUGGCAAAAUAUAACUAACUAAGAAGAAGUAGGUUAUGAAAUGUUCAUAUUCCAUCUCCUGAGAGUCAUCUCUCCCUGUGUUCUGAACUGAGUGAAUCAGAAAGCUACUGGUGUGUUAGCAGCUAGCAGGCUAAAGCGCAUUUCAUCAUUCCCAGGCUGCGUUCAGCCAAGCCCCAGCUCUUGAGGAUACACAGGAUGCUGCCAUGUUUGUGAACCAAACCCCUGUAGAUUUUGACACUGGACGCACAUUAUCAUCAUGGUGAAAUUAUUUAAGUUUCUCAUUCAAUCUAAGGCGUAUGGGUUUACUUGACAGCAGAUGUGGAAUAGAUGUCGCUUUUUCCAAAUGUUUCUUCAACGUGUGUUUUUUUUUCUUAUUUAACAUGAAUCACAUUGAAAGAUAAUGGACACUUCAUAGUACUUAGAAAUGCUCCUCACUCUUCUUCAGUGAUUUGUGUUCUUCGGCUCACAGCCUCCUUGAGUGCUGUAUUUUUACAACCAUGUCAUUAUGACCAAAUCAGAUGCUUUUCUUUAACUAUGUUUAUUUAGAAACCAAUAUUCUGAUUAGGACAAUAGUUGACAAUUCUAUGAUUACCUUAACCUGAAUAAUAAUGAUAUUAUUAAUAAACAAUUAACAGUUAAUCACACAGGAAUCUGAAUGGGGUAAUCUAUUGGCAAAUUGUGUAAACAUCAUAAAUAUCUUAUUCAGAUUAAGGUCGAUUUAUUGGUCUCCAUGUAAACCUAGUUGGUAAAACAGCCAAAAUUGUUGUUUCAUUGCAUGCAAAUGGUAUAGUUCAUAUUUGGCCUUUGCACCAGCACAAAUGUGGUGAAUUAAAUUAAAAUUGUAGUGAUUUCAAAAUUGAAGCAUGAGCUGACUUGAAAUCGAUGUGUUCUAAUUAAUGUUGCCGUUUUUUGAUUAUUGAAUGUUCAGAUCCUUCUACCGUCACAAGCCUGACCAUGAAUACUUUUGAAAGAAGUUGUCAUGGAACAACUGAAGUGCACUUAAACCUGGAGCCUAUUUCUGUUUCUAUCUAUGCUAAAGGGACGUCAUUGCAGCCAAAAGUAAGCAGGGAAAAGUGGGUAGUGAUACUGUUAUUUGUCAUGAGGUUGUAUGAUCUUUCUUACUUGCCUCCACUUUAUGAGCUUGCUUACUUUUACUUUUAAAACUGAGGUGUGUCUCACUGUCGGCACUUUAAACGUAUAAUAAAAAACAAUAUUGCCAUUCAACUCCCAAGGUUAAGCAACACAGGUAACUGCCCAGCUAAUAGAAACUGGACCCACAAUGUGUCAUCACUGUUUAUUCUGCAAACAUUAUGAAAACUACAUGUGGAUCAAGAUGUAAAUCUGAAUAAAGACGUUUUUUGUAUUUA
Platichthys flesus (European flounder) is the source of this 4373-nucleotide messenger RNA. RefSeq names its product interferon regulatory factor 2b (gene irf2b). Gene Ontology annotation, cellular component: nucleus. Gene Ontology annotation, biological process: regulation of transcription by RNA polymerase II; immune system process. Gene Ontology annotation, molecular function: DNA-binding transcription factor activity, RNA polymerase II-specific; RNA polymerase II cis-regulatory region sequence-specific DNA binding. NCBI's taxonomy places the organism in Eukaryota, Metazoa, Chordata, Actinopteri, Pleuronectiformes, Pleuronectidae. Bases 238 to 1230 code for a protein of 330 amino acids. The record is from RefSeq and is a predicted model, not a curated record. The transcript is spliced from 9 exons.